AUGGCAGGCACCUCUAGUGGCGGGUCUCUCAAGAGACCUCACCAGCUCGACGAUGAUGGCACGUCUCAGAAGAGAUCGCGCUCGAACAAUGGGUCUCCAGCACCCCCAACACCUCCCCCGAAAGUCGAUAUGGCGAAGGCGAUUGCAGAAGCCAAGGCAAAGGCAGAAGCUGUUCGUGCUAGACUAAACGCUCAGGGGACGGGAGGAGCUGCCUCAAUACCUGCUGCGGGUCCUUCGGCACAACAAUCUGGAGGAGCAUCGCCGGCUAUGUCUAGGCUUGAACAAAUGAAGGCAAGGGUUGCGGCAGCUACUGGGAAGAUAAAUAUUUCUGCGACUAAACCACCACAACCUGCACCCAGUUUUGCUCCCAUUCCUCCUCCUCCGUCUAAUGACGAUAGUAUGAUGAGGGCAAGAGGGGGUCUGGAUGUCGGUUUGCAUCCUGCACUCCUUGGAGACAGCGGGCAAGAUAACCGAACCACAAAAGGGAAACAAGCCAUGCAGCCGAAAUUUGCAACAACUAUGGCGAACUUUCGAUCCGAGUCCUUUACUCCACCUAGUCGAGGGAAAACGCCUCUUGAUUUAUCUGGCCCAUCUAUAGAAGAAACUAGGAAUAACCCAUAUUUCGAUCCCAGCUUCGGCUCCAGGUCUGUAGCUGCUCAGCCCCGUCACACGCGCCAGCUUAUCUUUAAUCAAAAGGGGAAAUAUAUUCAACAAGCCGCGGCUCUGAGAAGGCAGGCUCAGCUCGAAGCUAUGAAAAAACGGAUUGCAGAGCGAGCUCGACAGGCCGGUAUAGAUGAAGACCUCGAUGUUGAAAAAUCCUACCUUGUGGCUGCACCUCCGGCAAUUGAAUGGUGGGAUGAAGGGCUGGUGAAUGGAACAGAUUAUACUGCAAUCGACGAUCCCAGCAACCUGAAGAUUGAUACCCCAGAUUCUGUUAUUACGAUAUAUAUACAACACCCAGUCCUUCUCGAACCCCCGCAAGACAAGAAUAUACCUGCUCCGAAACCCAUGUACCUGACCCCCAAGGAACAAGCAAAGAUUCGUCGACAACGGCGUAUGGCGGAUCUUAAGGAACAACAAGCUAAGAUCCGUCUUGGAUUGGAGCCUGUACCCGCUCCGAAAGUCAAAAAGUCAAACCUUAUGAGAGUACUGGGUGAGGAUGCAGUUAAGGAUCCUACUGCUGUUGAGGCCAGAGUCAACCGUGAAAUUGCUGAGCGCGCGCAAAAACACCAAGACGCCAACGAAGCUCGAAAACUCACAAAGGAGCAACGGCAUGAGAAAUUGGCAUCGAAACAAGAAUUGGAUGCCGCCAAGGGAGUGUGUGUGUCUGUCUACCGCAUUGACAGUCUGGCAAAUGGCCGUCACCGAUUUAAGAUUAACAAGAACGCAGAACAGCAUGCACUUACUGGUAUCUGCAUCAUGCACCCCAAGCUCAACAUCGUGAUUGUAGAAGGGGGCGCUCACUCUAUCAACGCUUAUAAAAAGCUGAUGUUAAAUCGCAUUGACUGGACUGAAAAUUCAGGUGCCAACUCCGUGCGAGAAGGUAACCGUGAAGCGCUGACUUCUUGGCUAGCUGCAGAGGAUGAGAAGGGAGAACUCAAAGACUUGAGUCUAAAUACCUGUACAUUAAUCUGGGAGGGGGAGGAAAAAAACCGAGCGUUUAGGAAAUGGGUCGGCGCUCGAGUAUGUGAGACUGAUGGCGCAGCAAAGGAUCAGCUAGCAAGGGCAAAGAUGGAGAAUUUUUGGGCUCUGGCAAAGAGUAUAAAACCUAACACUACAUAG
Molecule: messenger RNA, 1782 nt
Organism: Trichophyton benhamiae CBS 112371
Lineage: Eukaryota; Fungi; Ascomycota; Eurotiomycetes; Onygenales; Arthrodermataceae
Exons: 1
Coding region: 1-1782 (593 amino acids)
Biological process (GO): mRNA splicing, via spliceosome
Cellular component (GO): U4/U6 x U5 tri-snRNP complex
Source: RefSeq, a predicted model, not a curated record